Messenger RNA from Aspergillus sclerotioniger CBS 115572, 1686 nucleotides. Its product is annotated as putative proline permease. Gene Ontology annotation, cellular component: membrane. Gene Ontology annotation, biological process: amino acid transmembrane transport. The coding region runs from base 22 to 1686 and encodes 554 amino acids. Lineage: Eukaryota; Fungi; Ascomycota; Eurotiomycetes; Eurotiales; Aspergillaceae. Gene Ontology annotation, molecular function: amino acid transmembrane transporter activity. The transcript has 2 exons. The record is from RefSeq and is a predicted model, not a curated record.
CGCAUCUUGUCAACGUCAACCAUGGGCAAAUCACUCUCCAUCGCCAGUGUCUCCAGGCUCUCGGACGACAGUUCCCCUCCCACCGAGGACGGGACGGUCCUUGAAAUUCCCCAGACCAAACGUGGUCUCUCUUCACGCCAUGUCCAGCUGAUGGCCAUCGGGGGUUCAAUCGGAACCGGCUUGUUCGUGGGAAUUGGCUCCUACCUGCGCGAUGCAGGCCCUCUAUCCCUCUUCCUGGGGUAUCUCUGCUAUGGCAUCCUGUUCAUCUGGCCCACCAACCUCUGUGUGGGAGAAAUGUGCGCCUACCUACCCAUCCGAGGGUCAAUCUUCGAGCUCGCAGCACGCUAUAUCGACCCAGCUUUCGGAUUCGCCAUGGGCUGGGUAUACUUCUACGGCGGUCUCAUGCUUCUCUGCACCGAAUACGCCGCCGUGGCCACCGUCAUGCAAUACUGGAACACAUCCAUCAACCCUGCCGUCUGGGUCGCCAUGGCCAUGAUCGUCUGCUUCCUCCUCAACAUCAUCGCCGUCAAAUACUACGGCGAAACCGAAUUCAUCAUGGCCUCCACCAAAAUCCUUCUCCUCAUCGGCCUCGUCCUCCUCACCUUCAUCACCAUGCUUGGAGAUAAUCCCCACCACGACACCUACGGCUUCCGCAACUGGACCCACGGCCUCAUGUUCGAAUACUACACCACCGGCACCACCGGCCGCUUCCUGGGCUGGUUCUCCGUCGUCAUCUACGCCGCCUUCUCCGUCGCCGGCCCUGACCUCCCUGCCCUCGCCGCCGCCGAGAUCGAAAACCCCCGCUUCACCAUCCCCCGCGUCGUCAAAAUGACCUUCUACCGCAUCGUCGGCUUCUACGUCAUCGGCGUCCUCGCCGUAAGCAUCAUCUGCUCCCCCACCGACCCCCGUCUUCUCGACGCCCUCGACCCCUCCGCCACCGUCGCCGGUUCCGCCGCCUCCCCAUGGGUCAUCGGCAUCGAAAACCUCGGCAUCCACGGCCUCCCAGGCUUCAUCAACUUCCUGAUCCUCCUCGCCGGCUGGUCCUGCGGUAACGCCUAUCUCUACAGCGCCAGUCGAACCCUCUACUCCCUAGCCCGCCACAACCAAGCCCCGUCCUUCCUCCUCAAAUGCACUGCCUCCGGCGUCCCCAUCUCCUGCGUCAUCACCGUCUCCCUCCUCUCCUGCAUCACCUUCCUAGUCGCUGACACUUCCGCAAUCACCGUCUUCUACUGGUUCGUCGAUCUCACCACCACUGCCUUCAUCCUAACCUACACCGCCAUGGUCUGUGUCUUCCUAGCCUGGUACCGUGCCCUAAAAGCCCAGGGGAUCGACCGAAAGAAUUUUCUCCCUUGGGCAUCACCCUGUCAGCCCUACGCUGCUAUCUUAGCCUUGAUUAUCGGCUCCACUGUCACUCUCUUCAAUGGAUUCACGGUAUUUUCCCCUUUCAGUGUACAGGGUUUCAUUACAUCAUACUUUGGGAUCGCGUUCUGGGUCGUCAUGUUCCUCUUUUGGAAAGUAUGGCAUAAGACGAAGUGGGUUGAUCCAGCCAAGGCGGAUAUCUUUUCUGGGAAAGCGGAGGUUGAUGCCGAGUGUCGGGUCUGGGAGGGUGGGGGAUUCUUGGAGAGAAGGAGGAUGGAGUUGGCGGGGAUGCAUUGGACAAGACGGUUGUGGGAAAGGAUGUGGUGA